This is a messenger RNA of Lodderomyces elongisporus, 768 nucleotides long. It is a transcript of the gene TAF14, whose product is annotated as TATA-binding protein-associated factor. The record is from RefSeq and is a predicted model, not a curated record. The transcript is spliced from 2 exons. Gene Ontology annotation, molecular function: histone binding. Gene Ontology annotation, cellular component: transcription factor TFIIF complex; transcription factor TFIID complex; SWI/SNF complex. NCBI's taxonomy places the organism in Eukaryota, Fungi, Ascomycota, Pichiomycetes, Serinales, Debaryomycetaceae. Gene Ontology annotation, biological process: chromatin remodeling; regulation of transcription by RNA polymerase II. Bases 1 to 768 code for a protein of 255 amino acids.
AUGUCGGAAGUUAAAAGAACAAUUAGAAUAACCACUGAGCAACACAUCUUGAAGGAUGUGCCACCAGUUGAGAAUUUUCCCAUGAGACAAUGGUCUAUCUCCAUUACAAUGCUAGACUCACAGGGUAAGGAGAUACCAGCCAAAAUAUUGGAUAAAGUGACCUACCAUUUACACCCUACAUUUGCCAACCCAAUCAGAGUCAAUAAGCAACAACCAUUCAAGGUCCAAGAACAAGGUUGGGGUGAAUUUGAUAUUCCAAUUGUUGUGCACAUUAUGGGUAUUAAUGGAAAACCAGGUGAACGCAAAUUUCAACACGAUUUAAACUUCUUGCAAGAGAAGUACCAUAAUGACCAUGUCAUCUCGAUCCCCGUGGGACCCAACAAAAACCCGCAGUUAAACAAGUUGCUACUUGAAAGUGGAUCUUUGCCCUUUGACGAAAGCGGAAACAACGCUGGUGGAGUAAAGAGAAAAUUGGACACAACAAAUGGACCUUCAUCGAACCAAGCAGCUAGCGACAACAAGAGUAAGAAGUCAAGAAGCGCAAUUAAAGGCAAUGUGGAUUUAGAGAAGUUAUCUCAGGGACUAACAAAAUUGAGUGAGGACGACUUGAUCGUUGUUGUUCAAAUGGUCACCGAUAAUAGGACAAAUGAGAUGAACAUCAAAAACGAUGUGGAAAACGGUGAAUUUACCAUGGAUUUAUAUACUUUGCCAGACUCUUUGUUGAAAAGUUUAUGGGACUAUGUAAGAAAACACACAGGAGAGGCGUGA